AUGGAGCACGCUACCCUCGAUGCAGGACAAACCAAGAUGAUUUUCGUGUCUGGUGAUCGUGCCUCUGUUGGCAAAAGCACUGUUGCUCUUGGCCUACUCGGCUCCCUUCUUCGAACGGGCUUGUACAAACCCGAAGAGAUUGCAUACAUCAAGCCAGCCACGCAGUGUAUCGACGUCCAGCUGGUGUCCAAGUACUGCAAUUUGUAUGGCAUCGCGCACCGCGGCAUCGGUCCCGUGGUGUUCUACACCGGCUUCACGCGCGAGUGCAUUGAUGGGCAGGGGCCAUCGCCCAAAGAGCUGCUCGACAAGAUCGAGGAGGCGGUGAACACCAUCGCCAAGGGCAAGAAGUUUGUCAUCGUGGACGGCGUUGGUUAUCCUUCGGUGGGGAGUGUUGUAGGGGCCUCAAACGCACAGAUCGCUCAACGGCUGGCUAUCCCCGUGCUUCUGGUUGGCCGAAGUGGCGUGGGCGAUGCCAUCGACAGUUUCAACAUCAACAAAGCCUAUUUCGACCACUUCGGCGUCAAAGUGCUCGGCGCUGUCUUCAACAAGGUCGAAGAUCCUUUCGAGGACAUCAAGGAACACGUGACGCGCUAUUUCGCGCAGACGUACCCGGAAGCGAGCGCCUACGGGUUCAUCCCGCUCGCGGCCCACCUUGCCCCCAAAGACGGGAUCAGAAGAGAAAAGGGAGCCUGCCAGCGCGAGACGCCCGUCACCCUGGCCAUCAGCGACGAGGAGAAGGCGAGGGCCGAGGCGGUGAUCGAUGCCUUUGUGGAGCGCGUCGACGUUGCCAAGAUCGUCCACGACGUUCACGCCUCGAAGUAG
Acanthamoeba castellanii str. Neff is the source of this 822-nucleotide messenger RNA. RefSeq lists its product as uncharacterized. NCBI's taxonomy places the organism in Eukaryota, Discosea, Longamoebia, Acanthamoebidae. The transcript is spliced from 8 exons. The record is from RefSeq and is a predicted model, not a curated record. The coding region runs from base 1 to 822 and encodes 273 amino acids.